AUGGCUCCUUUUGUUAUUGGGUCAAGCCUAAUCAUGAGCCAUAUUGAAUUUGCAGGUAUCUUUAUUGGGGAAAACAAGGUGGUCCAUUUUACACGUGAUAGAGAUUUGAAUUCAAGCAGUGGGAUAUCUUCUGAUUCUAGCUUUUAUAAUUCAAGGUUGAUCUGUUCUUCCUAUCCCGAAUGUGAAUUUAGGAAACCCAACAGGGGUGUAGUCCGUUCUUGCCUGGAUUGUUUCCUUCGAAAUGAAUCUCUGUAUCGUUACGAAUGUGGAGUUUCUCAACCAGUUUUCCUUGCUCAUUUGCGGGGUGGCACAUGCACCACUGCAAAGUCUGACCCACCAGCAGAAGUUAUCCGAAGAGCAUCGUAUCUUCUUGAACGUGGAUUUGGCAAUGAUGAUUUGCUUCAAAACAACUGCGAAGAUUUUGCACUUUAUUGUAAAACUGGUCUUCUGACAUUAGACAAACUGGGGGUUGGAGCAAGUGGUCAAGUCUCUUCUGUCUUUGGUGCCCCAUUGGAGGCCAUUUUUUCUUCUUGUCUGAAUUUGGGGAUGCCAUCUCAUGUUAGCCGGGCUGUGGUAAAGGCUGAAGAAAAUUACUCUUUGGACAGGUAUGAAGCAGAUAUUGGUGUUCGAGAUGAUGUGAUGAAGGUGGCAGUGGAGGACUUGGCUGUGAAACUGGGUUGGGAAGGCCAACAUCAUGAGGAAGUAGCUGAUGACACUGAGGCUUCAAAGCGAGACUCUGUUGCAAAGAAUUUAGACAUUAACGAAAUCUAUCAAGUAUUUUGA
Alnus glutinosa is the source of this 783-nucleotide messenger RNA. Its product is annotated as protein LEAD-SENSITIVE 1-like. The transcript is spliced from 3 exons. The record is from RefSeq and is a predicted model, not a curated record. The coding region runs from base 1 to 783 and encodes 260 amino acids. NCBI's taxonomy places the organism in Eukaryota, Viridiplantae, Streptophyta, Magnoliopsida, Fagales, Betulaceae.